UUGCUCCGCAACAACGCAUUAGAAUCUCUUCAAAAUUGAAUAGGGUAAACUAUAUGUAUUUAAAUAUAGUGUAUUCGAAUCAAUUUAUUCUAUUCUGAAAUACAUUAACUUGUGUUAAAUGUAUUCAAAAAAUCCGCCGCAUAUCGAUAGCACAACCGCGAUAUCAAACCGUCGAUAGCUUCAGCAAUGCAACCGCGGAAAUGGAGAAAAAUGUAAACAUGGAAACAAUAAAAAUAGAACCUGAAUUAGAUGAAGAUGCGGCGCAAAAUGACACAGGGGAUGCUUCAGGAUCGGAUAACUGCAAUCUGGAGGUCAAGACUGAACCGGAAAUUGAUAUAGGCCCAACUUGUGUGGAGGAGUCCAAGAGGCUCUAUGACAUCAGCCGGCUUAGAGCAUUUGGCGAUGUGCCUUUUGUUAUAAAGCGCAUGGAGCUCAAAGACUUUCCCCUAAGCUAUACCAAGGCUGUGACCAGCGUCGAGAAGCUACUGGCGUGGCUGCGACGCAAUAAGGUGCCAAAUGGAGUUGGGAUUGCCUUUCGCAUUGCGCAGCACAUGCCGUCCUCGUGCAUUCUGAUAUUGGCGAUCCUCAACCACAAAUGCCAUUUCUUUGCGACGGACAAAAUGAUGAUGUCGAAGGCUCUGCACGGGCAAAUGUGCACCGCUGGUGUCGAUUAUCUAGUGGUCAGCGGGCAUAUGUCCGUCGGCGCUGUAUAUUUCGAGCGGAUCGACAUAUGUUUGGUCUACAACGAGGAAUACAAGCUAUUCAAGCUGAAACGCACUCCUACCGAUCCCCCGGUGCAGGCGAAGAAGCCUCUGCCGGCCAACAUGUGCUACACAAUCACGACAACAGGUACGACGGGAACUCCCAAGCUGAUUCACGUGCCCUAUGAAUGUAUUGCUCCCAAUGUAUUGGCGCUCAGCCAGAAGCUGAAUGUCUCCAUGGCCGACAUAAUCUUUUUGGGUACCCCCUGCACCUUCGAUCCCUUUGUUGUGGAGCUAUUUCUCGCACUCCAAACCGGAGCCGCCCUACUGGUCAGUCAACACACGAUGAGGGAAGCCCCAUCAAAGGUUCUUAGUGCGCUUUUUCCCACCAGCGUGAACACGACGGGCAUUACUAUUCUGCAGAUGACGCCCUCGCUAUUCAGGCAAUUCGGAGCAACUGCAAUACGCGAACGAAUCUUAAGUAACUCGAGUACACUAAGAGUGCUUCUUCUUGGUGGUGAACCAUUUCCAUCCAGUGCAGAGCUGAUCACGUGGAUGGACCCACUUGUUCUGUUGCAGAAACACAUUUGCAACAUCUACGGAAUCACAGAAGUAUCGUGUUGGAGUCUACUGCACAUUUUACAUUCCCUGCAAACGCAAAUGCCACUGGGCACGCCCAUCGAUGACGAAACGGUGAUACGGAUUCAAUACCAGACCGAUCGAAAUAUGGAGCACGGAGAGCUCUUCAUCGGCAGCGCCACUCGACGUUGCUAUAUCCCGGAAAUCGAUGACGUGGAAAAGGUGAAAGAGGACUCUGCCAUUUGUUUUCGAUCAACUGGAGAUCUGGUUAUCCGCUUGGAGGAUGGAACAAUAUGCUAUGGCGAGCGCGCCAAUGAUGUGGUCAAGCGAGCCGGCAAUCGCAUCAGUUUGGGCUUAAUCACUCGUAAAAUUGAGAAAUGUCUGCCCAGCGGAGAGCUGGCUACUUGCCUGUGGCUCGAGGAACUCCAGAAGCUCAUCUGCUGCAUACGUACGUUGGAAAUUAAGACCAAGGUGCAGCAGCGGGCCCAGACUUUCGAUAUACUGUCCAAGCUGUUGAAUGCGGAGCAGCCAGACAGAUUUAUCUAUCAGCAGCACUUCCCCUGCAAUGUUCAUGGGAAAUUGGACAAGGAAUUGUUGCUCAAAGAGUGCAUACCUCUGGCUCAGCCCGCCCAGGAAAUAUUAAAGAGUUUCCUACACGACAGACUGGAAUGUGUGGACGUAUCGAAUGAGAGAAUGGCCAAGAAGCCACGGCUGGAGCACAGCCAGCCCUGUGGGUUUGAUCUGAGUUUUCGUCAGGCGGGAGGCACCUCCUUUCAUGCCAUUACGAUUUGUCGAGAGAUUGGCCUGCAAAUGUGCAUCGACGAUGAGCAGCGACACUUGUUCGAGAUGCUGCUCGACGAGAAUGUUCCACUGCGCACCGUCCUGCGCUUUCUUGAUACGGCCAAGCUGGUGGCAAAUAAUACUAAACUGAAGCCGGUGGAACCGUUGCCAACCAAGACGGUAAACUGCGCCACUGGAAUCAGUGGCAGCUGUGGUCUGACCAUCACCCGUAUCGAGCAGCCGGAGAUUAAAUUCCAAUUCCAUUGGAAGGUCAACUUCAGCAAGUGCAUCGAUUCGCCCGUGUCGCAGUACGAGGAACGCUACAUUUGCGUGGGCGCACAUUCCCAGAUUUUGCGCACCCUCGAUCCUCAAACCGGUAUCGAGCUGAGCAACGUAAAGCUGCCGGAUCGGAUUGAGUGCAAAGUGACGUUCCUCAGCGAGCAGCUGGCCAUGGUGGGCUGCUAUGAUGGUUGCCUCUACGGCUUCAAUCCCCUCACUGGCGAUAUUGUGUGGCGCGUGGAGAUUGGCGGCAUGAUCAAGGCCCAGCCAUUGCUGACGGCCGACGGCUCCCGAAUUGUGGUCUGCAGCUAUGCCGAGGACUACAAUGUGUAUUGCCUGUCCGCCGAGCGGCAGGAAGUGCUCUGGUGCAUGAGGAUUGGUGAAAAGGCAAUAUUCGCGAGACCCCUGGAGUUGCCCAAUGAACAGUCGCUGGUCAUCUGCACACUGGACGGUGGCUAUACGAGGGUCGCUCUCACCGACGGAUCCGUUGAAUGGGCGCAAAAGUGCAAGGAGCCAUUGUUCGCCACUCCUGUCCUUCUGGAUUCGAAGCCAAGCCAUUUCCUGUGUGCCGAAGUGGCUGGACGUGUGCAUGCGUGUCAUGUGGGCAAUGGAAAGAUUAUGGCUACGUACACUGCAGAGGGCAACAUCUUCUCCUCGCUGGUCGUCAAGACGCCACCCACACACAUGGGCUAUUCGUUUGUGGUCUUUGGCUGCAUCGAUCGUCAUGUGUAUUGCCUACGAUGCAACACAGAACGGGUGCGACAACCGGUCUACUUCGAACUCCAAUGGAAGGUCGAUAUGGGAGCCCCUAUAUAUGCCACGCCCACACUACUCACGAUUCAGCUCAUCGGCCAUUUGGUUUGGAGCAGCGCCACCGAUGGCCGCGUCGUUUUGAUGAAUUUUCACAAUGGCCAGAUUCAGUGGUCGGCCAAGCUGCCUGGCGAAAUAUUUUCCACUUCCUGCUAUAUAGAGAGCCUCCGGCGAGUCUACGUGGGAUGUCGAGAUAAUUAUCUAUACUGCCUGGGCGUCUAGGCCACGUGAAUACAGAUGGAUUUAUGUAGAUCUCGACAUGCCAGCAAAUUAACAUUAUGUUAAAAUACGAUUUUAUGUAGUGUGACAUGAUAUUAGAUGUCAUUGGUCACAUUUUUUUUUGUAUCUAAUUGUAAUUAAAUAUUAAUCAUUAUUUUGUAUAUAAUUUGCACAUUAAAGAUUAAUCAUGAAGGAAAUAGGCCUAGGUAUGGUCGGAAACGUCUAGGAGAGCUCGCACAAUUGUCACUGUUCGGCUAAGCGAAGUUCAAAUAAUUUUUUAAAUUUGUUUUUCACACAACAAUCCUUAAUGUCUUUGAUGUUUUUCUAAUUAUCCUGAUUAUACAAAAAUAUAGCGUCUCCAUGUCGGACAAGAAAUAUUCCUUAAAGAAUUAAAAAAUAA
Messenger RNA from Drosophila miranda, 3768 nucleotides. RefSeq names its product beta-alanine-activating enzyme (gene Aasdh). Lineage: Eukaryota; Metazoa; Arthropoda; Insecta; Diptera; Drosophilidae. The transcript has 6 exons. The coding region runs from base 201 to 3371 and encodes 1056 amino acids. Gene Ontology annotation, molecular function: protein binding. Gene Ontology annotation, biological process: amino acid activation for nonribosomal peptide biosynthetic process. The record is from RefSeq and is a predicted model, not a curated record.